CUGUUUUUUUUUUCAACAGCAAAAUCAUAAACUGUCUGAUUGUCAUAGUUGGAUAACUUACACAGUGAAUGUCAAUUAAUAAAAUUAAACCAGAGAUGGAGACAAGUACUGCAAAAGAGGUUGCAGAAGGAAAAAACAGACAUCAGGUUGUGCAAGGGGAUAAUGGUGGGUGUGUAGGCUUCUGUGGAUGGAUCCUGAUAAGCUUUUCCAUGUUAAUAAUCCUCGUGACAUUCCCCAUAUCCAUCUUCUUCUGUUUUAAGGUUGUACAGGAGUAUGAGAGGGCUGUCAUCUUUCGUCUUGGGCGUAUUGUUAAAGGGGGAGCAAAAGGACCAGGUAUGUUCUGGAUCAUUCCUUGCCUAGACACAUUUCACCGUGUUGACUUGAGGACAGUGUCAUUUAAUAUACCUCCUCAGGAAGUUUUAACAAGAGACUCUGUUACUAUAAUGGUGGAUGGUGUUGUGUUUUACCGCACUUUCAAUCCCACAGUUGCCAUCACAAAGGUGGGGAAUGCUGACAUGGCCACACAAAUGCUUGCUCAAACAACACUAAGAAACAUGCUGGGAACAAAGAACCUCUCGGAGAUCCUUACUGACAGAGAGGAGAUGGCUGACCAGAUGGAGCAUGUGUUAUAUGAUGCAUCAAAGGAGUGGGGCAUCAAAGUGGAGAGAGUCGAACUAAAGGAUGUCAAACUCCCCCAGUCUAUGCAGAGAGCAAUGGCUGCUGAAGCUGAGGCAUCACGAGAAGCAAGAGCAAAAGUGAUUGCAGCAGAAGGGGAGAUGAAUGCCUCUCGUGCACUGAAAGAGGCUGCCAUGGUGAUGGCUGAGGCCCCUUCAUCCAUGCAGCUCCGCUACCUGCAGACCUUGACUGAGAUUGCCUCGGAAAGGAACUCCACCAUUGUGUUCCCAAUUCCUAUUGAUUUAAUGACGGCAUUUUUCAAGCAGAAAUGAAUUGUUUGUCACCUACGGUCAACUUACUAGGAAGUUCUGUGUGUUGUUUGGUUGUCUUAGAGAUUACAAUUGAUGAUAAAUUAAUUUUGUAAUUAAUGUUCUUUAUUCCUAAUUUUAAAUCCAGAUAGUUAAUUAUACUCAACCUUUGCAACAUACAUUGUUUUUUAAUUCCUGUAAAAAUGUUAUCAAAUUAAAAUCUAAUUAAUUUUGGCCAGUUUGGGUUUACAUGUAAUUUUAGGCAGGGGAAUUCUCUUUUAACAUUCAAAUGACCUAAGCAAUAUUAAAAUGUGGGAGAGUA
Molecule: messenger RNA, 1245 nt
Organism: Acipenser ruthenus (sterlet)
Lineage: Eukaryota; Metazoa; Chordata; Actinopteri; Acipenseriformes; Acipenseridae
Exons: 7
Coding region: 69-947 (292 amino acids)
Cellular component (GO): plasma membrane
Source: RefSeq, a predicted model, not a curated record